Messenger RNA from Rhea pennata, 1668 nucleotides. RefSeq names its product zona pellucida sperm-binding protein 4-like. NCBI's taxonomy places the organism in Eukaryota, Metazoa, Chordata, Aves, Rheiformes, Rheidae. Gene Ontology annotation, biological process: binding of sperm to zona pellucida; prevention of polyspermy. The record is from RefSeq and is a predicted model, not a curated record. The transcript has 13 exons. Gene Ontology annotation, molecular function: acrosin binding; structural constituent of egg coat. Bases 1 to 1668 code for a protein of 555 amino acids. Gene Ontology annotation, cellular component: egg coat.
AUGGGUACAGUAGGGCAGGCUGGGAUCUUGUUUAGUGCUGUAUUCUUCUGGGGGUUGCUUGGCAUCCUUGCAUUGGAUAUGGAGAUUCAGGGUGGCUUUUUUGCUGAUCCUAUGAUGCUGGCCUGUGGUCAAGGAAAUCUGCAGCUCACCCUGCCCCCAGGAUGGAAGAAAAAUGCUUCUGUUGUACUGACUGCUUGGGAUACAGAGGGAAAGGCACAUGCUGUGCAGAAUGACUCCAGUUGUGGUCUCUGGGUAUCUGGGACUCCAGAUGGCUCCAGGAAAGUGUCUAUCUCCUACACUGGUUGCUAUGUCUUUGAAUGGGAAGGUAAUUACUUCACGCUGAUUGGGGUUGAAGGGACAGAUGCUGCUGGACAAAAGGUUCUCCAUGAAGAGAAGCUGCUCAGGUGCCCUGUGGACCUUCCUGCCCUAGAUGCUCCAAGCAGUAGUGUCUGUUCUGCUGUUAACAGUCAAUACCGGCUGCCCUGUGCCUCCAUGUCUAUAAGCUGGGGAGAGUGUGAAGAGAGAGGCUGUUGCUAUGAUCCUAGGGACAGGGUGAAGCCUUGUUACUAUGGUAAUACAGUCACAGCUCAUUGCACACCAGAUGGCCAGUUCUCCAUUGCAGUCUCUCGGGAUGUAACUCUGCCACCUAUUAUUCUGGAGUCUGUACAUCUGGCCAGUGGGUACAGUGCUGGCUGCAUUCCUGUAGUGAGGAACAAUGUGUUUGUUGUCUACCGAUUCCCGCUCUCAGCCUGUGGCACUACUUUUCAGGUAGCUGGAGAUCAGGGCAUAUAUGAAAAUGAGUUGGUGGCAUCAAGAGAUGUGAAGACUGGGAACCUUGGCUCCAUCACUAGGGACAGCACUUUCAGGUUGCAUGUACGCUGUAGUUACUCCACUAGUGGGAACUUUCUCCCCUUGAGUGUUCAGGUCUUCACUCUGCCACCACUCCCCGCUGUGUCCCAGUCUGGUCCUCUAUCCUUGGAGAUGCGCAUUGCCUCAGAUGAAAGCUAUAGAUCCUACUAUACUGACAGUGAUUACCCUGUGGUGAAAGCUCUGAGAGACCCCAUCUAUGCAGAGGUGCAGAUCCUCCAUAGGAUGGACCCAGACCUGGUUCUUGUCUUGCACCACUGCUGGGCCACUCCAGGUGUUCACCCCUAUCAACAGCCACAGUGGCCAGUCUUGGUGGAUGGGUGCCCCUAUAAAGGGGACAACUACCAGACACAGCUGGUGCCUCUUAAUACUGCCUCAGGACUGCAGUUCCCCUCUCAUUACCAGCGUUUCAUCCUCUACACAUUUGCAUUUGUGGACUCUGCUUCCCAACAGAUGCUCUCUGGGCUGGUAUAUCUACACUGCAGUGCCUUGAUGUGUCACCAGUUGAUGCAGGAAUCCUGCACCACAAUCUGUCCUGCUGGAGCCAGGAGUAAAAGGAGUACUGAGUAUCACCUUCAGGAGGGCAUCUCUUACGUCACCAGCAAAGGCCCUCUGAUUCUCCUCCAGGAUCAGCUGAGACAGGAAACUGCUGUGGAUGGCCAUGGAGCUGCUGUGCAUGCUGCAGCCUCUUGGGCUCUGGGUUUUGCUGCAGUGGCAACUGGGGCAGUUCUAUGUGUGGUGCUUGUAGCUACUGUGCUGUGGCAAAGGAAAACACCUGUAACACAUGAAGUCAAUGCUUGA